GGCCACUUUCCUGUUUGAAAACUAAUUUUUAUAACGAAAAUCUUUCUUUUUCUUUAAGCCAAAAUGACUCGUCACGCUCGCAACUGCACUGCCGGAGCUGUGUACACCUACAACGAAAAGAAGCGGGACUCAGCCAAGUCUGGCUAUGGAACCAAUGCCAAGCGGCUGGACAAGGACUCCAUCAAGUCCUUUGACUGCUGCUCCCUCACCCUGCAGCCCUGCCGCAAGCCUGUCAUCACCAAACAGGGCUACCUUUUCGACAAGGAGGCCAUUCUGGAGUACAUAGUCACCAAGAAGAACGAGUAUAGCCGCCAGCUGAAGGCAUACGAGCGUGUGCGUCGUCUAGAGGAAGAUCAGCUGAAGCACAAAGCUCAAACCCAACAUCAGGCGCGCUUGGAAAGCUUUGUGAAUGCACAAAAACCAGUGGACAGACCUUCUGAAAACACUUCAGCUUCACUUUCCACUUCCUCUUCCAUUUCCAACAUAAACAACAGUCGCCUGCCCAGCUUUUGGCUUCCCUCGGAAUGUCCUAAUGCUGGCUUGGCCAAGGUCAAGAAGCCAGAUCCCCUCAUAUACUGUCCUGUUUCGCAACAACCAUUGAGGGUCAAGGAUCUGAUUGAGGUGAAGUUUACGCCGAUAAAGGAGGACGGCAAAGGCCAACGCUCGCUGAUCACCAAGGAGGCACGCUACAUGUGUCCCAUUACCCAUGAUGUCCUAAGCAAUUCCGUGCCCUGUGCUGUGCUGCGUACCACCGGCGAUGUGGUGACCAUGGAGUGCGUGGAGCGGUUGAUUAAGAAGGACAUGAUCCAUCCCCUAACUAAUGACAAGCUCAAGGACAAGGACAUUAUUCCCCUGCAGCGUGGCGGCACUGGCUUUGCCAGCACCAACGACAGCCUGCAGGCCAAGGAAAAGAGACCAACAUUGCAGGUCUAAGAUUUUCUAAGAUCCAAUCUAAAUGGUUUUUAAAGCAAACUAAUUCCUUAUUCUGCUAAAUAUAUAAUUUAAAAUCGA
Molecule: messenger RNA, 1011 nt
Organism: Drosophila kikkawai
Lineage: Eukaryota; Metazoa; Arthropoda; Insecta; Diptera; Drosophilidae
Product: nitric oxide synthase-interacting protein homolog
Cellular component (GO): nucleus
Molecular function (GO): ubiquitin protein ligase activity
Source: RefSeq, a predicted model, not a curated record